This is a messenger RNA of Periophthalmus magnuspinnatus, 3624 nucleotides long. RefSeq names its product cytochrome P450 26B1 (gene cyp26b1). Gene Ontology annotation, molecular function: monooxygenase activity; oxidoreductase activity, acting on paired donors, with incorporation or reduction of molecular oxygen; iron ion binding. Gene Ontology annotation, biological process: sterol metabolic process. Bases 615 to 2150 code for a protein of 511 amino acids. The record is from RefSeq and is a predicted model, not a curated record. The transcript is spliced from 7 exons. NCBI's taxonomy places the organism in Eukaryota, Metazoa, Chordata, Actinopteri, Gobiiformes, Gobiidae.
GAGAAAGAGGGAGAGAGGAGGGAGAGAGGUGCAGGAGGAGGACCAGAGCAUCUCCUGAGCACCUUUUCAGAGCCGCUCUGAGGCGCGGAGCCGCAGUCCUGCGUGAGCCGCGGUGCGUCCUUCACCUCCAGCAUCUCUGACUCUGGAGCCGAGACUCAGCCGCUCAGAGCCGCACGAGCACCGCGCUUUGGAGACGUUUACGCACGACUCUGAGAGCUCUGCAAGACUCGUUUAGACUCGAUAUUUGAGGAUUUGGACUUUGCCGAGUUUUGAAAACUUUUCUAAACUUUUGUAAACACAGAAUGACUUUUCCAGCUUCAGCCAAACGCAGAGCAGCGUGCGGCGCGUCCUGUGCGUAAAAGUGGAUUGUACCGCGGCGGUGCCAGUGCCAGACGCCUCUGUGGCUCUUUUCAGGUGUUUUCUUCGUGUUUUCGCACAGACUGAGCCUUUUAGACGUUUCCAAACGGCCCAUUCAUUCAGCGCACACCUCACAGGCGCGCGAGCCACUGCGCUUUUACGCAACAACGGAGCGCUCUUUUCUGACUGCACACGGCCUCCUCCCUGCGCUGCACCGCUGCUCCGGGACCAACGGGACACACGGGGCUCCCCUCGCGAUGGUUUUCAGCUCGUUUGACCUGGUGUCCGCGCUGGCCACGCUGGCCGCGUGCCUCGUGUCCGUGGCGCUGCUGCUCGCGGUGUCGCAGCAGCUGUGGCAGCUCCGGUGGACGGCCACGCGGGACAAGAACUGCAAACUGCCGAUGCCCAAAGGAUCCAUGGGCUUCCCGAUCAUCGGAGAGACGUGCCACUGGCUCGUGCAGGGCUCGAGUUUCCACGCGUCGCGGCGGCAGAAAUACGGGAACGUGUUUAAGACUCACCUUUUGGGAAGACCGCUGAUCCGAGUGACCGGAGCCGAGAACAUCCGGAAGGUUCUGAUGGGGGAGCACACCCUGGUGACCGUGGACUGGCCCCAGAGCACGUCCACUCUGCUCGGGCCCAACUCCCUGGCCAACAGCAUCGGGGACAUCCACCGCAAACGCCGGAAGGUUUUCGCCAAAGUUUUCAGUCACGAGGCGCUGGAGUCGUACUUACCCAAAAUCCAGCAGGUGAUCCAGGAGAGCCUGCGAGUGUGGAGCUCCAACCCAGAGCCCAUCAAUGUCUACAGGGAGAGCCAGCGUCUGUCCUUCACGAUGGCGGUGCGGGUGCUGCUCGGGUUCAGGGUGUCGGAGGACGAGAUGAAGCAUCUUUUCUCCACGUUCCAGGACUUUGUGGACAAUCUGUUCAGUCUGCCCAUAGACCUGCCCUUCAGCGGGUACAGGAAGGGCAUCCGGGCGCGGGACACGUUGCAGAGGAGCAUAGAGAAGGCCAUCCUGGAGAAGCCUCUGUCCCAGGGCAAAGACUACAGCGACGCUCUGGACGUGCUGAUGGAGAGCGCCAAGGAGAACGGCGCCGAGCUCACCAUGCAGGAACUCAAGGAGUCCACCAUCGAGCUGAUCUUCGCCGCCUUCGCCACCACGGCCAGCGCCAGCACCUCCCUGAUCAUGCAGCUCCUCCGUCACCCGCAGGUGCUGGAGCGUUUACGGGACGAGCUCCGAUCCCGCGGCCUCCUCCAAAACGGCCGCCUGUGUCCCGAGUCGGAGCUGCGUUUGGACACGGUGGUGAGCCUGAGGUACCUGGACUGCGUCAUCAAAGAAGUGCUCCGCCUGUUUACGCCCGUGUCCGGGGCCUACCGCACCGCCAUGCAGACGUUCGAACUCGACGGGGUUCAGAUCCCUAAAGGCUGGAGCGUCAUGUACAGCAUCCGCGACACCCACGACACCUCCUCCGUGUUCAAAGACGUCGACGCGUUUGACCCCGACCGCUUCAGCCAGGAGCGCGGCGAGGACAAGGAGGGCCGAUUCCACUACCUGCCGUUCGGGGGCGGCGUCCGCUCCUGUCUCGGCAAACAACUCGCCACCCUGUUCCUCCGCCUGCUAGCCAUAGAGCUCGCUAGCACUAGCCGGUUCGAGCUAGCCACGCGGAAUUUCCCACGCUUGAUCACGGUACCGGUAGUGCAUCCGGUCGACGGGCUCAAAGUGAAGUUCUACGGUUUGGACUCGAAUCAAAACGAAAUUAUGGCCAAGACGGAAGAGCUAUUGGGAGCUACGGUUUAGGCGAGCGGAAACAACGCUGCAAAUUGCUAAAUUUUGAAAGAAGAAAUGAAAAUAAAUCGCUAAGUCAAGUUUUCUUGCUGGAAGUUCGUUUGCAAUGACUAAAAAUACGUACCAACCGAAUCGGGACUGUCCUCGUACAAAGGAAGAAGUUGCCAAAAAAGUUUAGUUGGUGUUAUUUUUAAGACAAAUCGCAUUUUACAAAAAAGCUAUAGGCCGACAAUUUAUUGGAAAGAAAAGUAGGGAGUGCACAAGAUGAGAGGGAUAGAGCGCUAGCAUAGGUGGAAUCUCGGAAAAAUGAAGUGAUAAACGUAGAGAGAAAGAGAUAGACGUAGAAAGUUGGAUAAAACAGGGUAUAGACUGAAAGAGAGUGAUAUUUUAGCAUUUAGCUUAAACUAAAUCAACGGACCAUUUUGUUUUGUAAACCAGGGUAAAUUAGAUUAGGGUAACUUUUAAUUAUUUUUAGCUAAAGUUAUUGGUUUUUUAGUCUGGGAAAUGUUUUAAAAAUCGAGCGCCGUUGGAGGCAUUCAGUUCAGGUUGCAGUUAGUUCAAAUGCAGUGUUAUCUUUGCACAGGUUAGACGUUAUUUCAAUACAAAACCUCACGUGGCAUUAAUAAACAGCAAGACGGGAACGAUGCUAAUGUCAGCUAGUUAGCAUUGUUGCCAUAGUAAUUAAUAAUUCACAUUUUGAUUUGUUAAAAGUUCUAUAUUACACAAAACUGACUCUUGUGAGCUUUAAGGUGCUGUUUUUUUCCAUCAAAAACAGACCUGGAGUUGUGUUUUGUAACUCUUUAUUACAUCUCCAAACCUCAAAACGCUCUGUUCCACCUUGUGAUGUCACAAAGUGGUAGUUUUCAAGCUAACAGCUACGUUUUACCUUUUGUUUAGUAGAAAUCUGCAAUUUCCAGAGCUGAAAUGAUCAAAAUGAUUCUAGAAAUGAAGGUGUGUGGAGUUUAAAAACACAGCGGAGCACUUCCUGUAUCACCACUCGAUGACAUCACAAGGUGGAACAGCGUGUUUUGAGAUUGAGAGAACAACUCCGGCUAAAAUAUACAGGAUUUUGCACAACUCCUGGUCUGUUUUUGAUGAGGAAACAACAUUAAAACAUCAGAAAAUAGACAAAUAUCGGCCAUUUAAAAGUACUCAAAAUGGCGACUAUAAACAGGAAGCUAACACCCUUUUAUCGCUAACAUGCUAACAGUCUCAGGAGUUUUGACGCAGAUAUGCUACAGCCCUACAAGUCGACACACUUCCAAUCGUACUAGCUUACUUUAGCGUGUAAUUAAGCUAAUAUUUUCUAACCUGUGCACCGAUAGUUCAAGAGUUACGUAAGAUUGUAUCGUUAGCGACGUCAAUUUGAUGCUAAGGACGAAAUGGAGGUUGAAGACUUACAUACAUGCUGCUUAACUGUUGCUUUGUCAUUAUAUUUGUAUUGUACCAUGUGUAUUUUGGCAAAGGCAACGCGAAAAUGCAAAAA